This is a messenger RNA of Athalia rosae (coleseed sawfly), 1497 nucleotides long. Its product is annotated as palmitoyltransferase ZDHHC3. Gene Ontology annotation, biological process: protein targeting to membrane; peptidyl-L-cysteine S-palmitoylation. NCBI's taxonomy places the organism in Eukaryota, Metazoa, Arthropoda, Insecta, Hymenoptera, Athaliidae. Gene Ontology annotation, cellular component: Golgi apparatus; endoplasmic reticulum. The record is from RefSeq and is a predicted model, not a curated record. Gene Ontology annotation, molecular function: protein-cysteine S-palmitoyltransferase activity. The transcript has 7 exons. The coding region runs from base 580 to 1443 and encodes 287 amino acids.
AUUGUGACGUAACCGACGCAGACGUCGCUCGCGAUGAACUUGUAACUUGUGACAGCCGACCCAGGUGGUAGCGGUGGACGGAGAUGAAACUUUGAAUAUUAAACAGUGAUGUUACUUGUUAAUCAAAAUCGCCCCUGAUUAGGUCUUGCUAUUACUGUUGAGAAAUUCUUUUCAAAUAAUCGUCCAGAUCAAGAGCAAUCUUUACCCAAGUGUCUGUUAUUUUGUUUUUGUUUCCGCCAACACACACACAUGACCGCAGAUUCUAUGCCAAUUCCACUCGGGUCUGCCUUUUCCUAACCUCCUCAUAGUACGCUGUGUUCGUAGCUUACAAAUACCUCUGGCAAGAUUUUGGCCUUCGGUGCCCGAUGUCGGAUGGAUUAGCUCAACUCUAACAAAAUUAUAACUCAUCUAAGGCACGCUGUAGUCUUCCUCAGUUUUCUCUCCACAUUUUCUAUCUUGAAAUUACUCGAUCUGCUUCUAUAUUUCAGAAAAAAAAAUGGUUAGGAGCACAGCUACGCAAAUGACGUUACUUUGAGGCUUGAAGAGUUUGAUUUUGAAGCUCUCGCGAUUACUCGAAUCAUGGAUUAUGAAUACAUACCCUUCAACAGAGAAAAGGAUAUCCAUAAUAAAUGUUGCAGCGGCAAAUUCUGGUGUAUCAAGGAUAUAUGCGGUAUUAUCUGUGCCUUGUUGACAUGGCUGCUGAUCAUUUACGCAGAGUUUGUGGUUAUGGCGGUUAUACUUAUUCCUAGCGUCAAUACGCUUUACGCUACCUUUAACAUGGCCAUAUUUCAGUCCCUAGCAAUUUUGGCCUUUGCCUCCCAUCUGAAAACGAUGUUCACGGAUCCGGGCGCAGUUCCAAAGGGCAACGCGACCAAGGAAAUGAUUCAACAAAUGGGAUUCAGGGAAGGACAAGUUAUAUUCAAAUGUCCGAAGUGCUGCUCUAUCAAACCGGAUAGGGCGCAUCAUUGCUCAGUUUGCCAGAGGUGCAUCAGGAAAAUGGAUCACCACUGUCCUUGGGUCAAUAAUUGCGUAGGGGAAAAUAACCAGAAAUAUUUUGUACUUUUUACCUUUUAUAUCGCUGGCAUCUCACUGCAGUCCUUGUUCUUGUGCGUUCAGCAAUUCACGACUUGUGUGAGACAAGAAUGGAGAGAAUGCUCUACUUUUAGUCCCCCUGCUACGGUUGUGCUACUUUUAUUUCUCACCUUCGAAGCGCUUCUGUUUGCAAUCUUCACUGCGGUAAUGCUCGGGACGCAACUUCAAGCCAUUUGGAAUGAUGAGACGGGAAUCGAGCAACUCAAAAAAGAAGAGGCACGCUGGGUUCGAAACAGUCGAUGGAAGUCGAUCCAGGCUGUAUUUGGUAGGUUUUCUAUUGCCUGGUUUUCGCCGUUCACGUCGCCGCCGAAUGCUAAGACAAAACUCGACUCUUAUUUGUAUUCAGUCUAACUUAUUAUAUUUCAAUUUGAGAUCAAUAAACCCCGCAUCAAUUUUUCAUCCAUA